UUCAUUUGUUUUCUUAUUAAGAGAAUUUUGGAGAUUGCAGAAUUGACACAAAUUAAAAUGACACGUCACCCACCAAUUGCUCCAUCUUCAUAUUCUUAGAUCCAACGGUGUUGGUUAAAAUCAUAGCUUAAUUAAGCUUCACAUAAAGCUCCACUCCACCCAUAUAAAUCAACAGUCGACAGAUCAAGAGUAUCCCAAAUCGGAGAAUAUGGUUUCGUCAAUGAUUUCGAUCAAGACGGCGCUAAUCUCCACCGGAAUCGCCGCCUUGUCUCUGUUUCUGAAGUCCUCUGUUCCUAUCGCAGUAGACUUCUCUGUAUCACAAUUCCCGAUCUUUUGGAGUUCCUUUCUCUCGUGGCUGAAACCGCCGUACCUCUUCGUCGUCAUCAACGUCAUAAUCACUAUUAUUGUAGCUUCUUCCAAGUAUUAUCAGAGCAUUGGUGACCAAGAUGGUGAAGACGACGAGAUGAUACUCGGUGGAGAAUACACGAUUCCGAAUGUCAUCAACCAAGCUCCUCCGCAACGACUGGAAGUGACGGAUGUAGAUCUGGACGCUGAUUUCGAUUUUGCGGCGACAAUUCCUUCUCCGAUAAUACUCGUUGCGGAGGUGGAGAGAUCGGAGGUUGUGUAUAAAGAGAAGAAGGAGGAGGUUUCAGGUCUGAUCAACGGUGGAGAUGAGUUUGCGGUUCUGAGAUCAGAGUUGAAUCAACCGUUAUUGGAAGGAUUGGAGAAUCUCCCUCCGGCUGAGAAACCACUGGUUUCGGCUAGAUCCGGCCACCGGAAACCGGUCAAAGCAAGUUCAAAAGGUGUUAACAGAAAAAAGGCGUUGAGAGUGGUGAAACCGAAGCGGCACGAGACACUGGAGAACACGUGGAACAUGAUAACGGAGGAGGGAAAAUCUACGCCGUUGACUAGUCAUUACCGGAAAACCAGUAUGUCCGGAUUUGACGCCGGCGGCGAUGUAAAACCUGUCUUGAGGAAAACAGAGACUUUCAGGGAUGUGACUAAUUAUCGACACUCGUCUCCGACGGUGACGUCGCCGGUGAAGAUGAAGAAGGAGAUGUCGCCGAGUAGGGAGGAGCUAAAUCGAAGAGUGGAAGCGUUUAUCAACAAGUGUAAGGAAGAGAGAUUGGAGUCGCUAAAAUUGGAGAAAAACGUGGCUUAAUUAAACACGAGAUUAAUUAACUUUUGUCUUAAUUAUAUAUUAAUCGUUUUUCACUACUCUUAUUUGAUUGUCUUUUUUUUCCCAUGGACUACAAGUAAUGAAACAAAAGAGAUUUAAAUCAUAAUAAGUAUAAUGAGUUUAAGAUAUA
This is a messenger RNA of Arabidopsis lyrata subsp. lyrata, 1310 nucleotides long. RefSeq lists its product as uncharacterized. The record is from RefSeq and is a predicted model, not a curated record. Bases 209 to 1162 code for a protein of 317 amino acids. The transcript is spliced from 2 exons. Lineage: Eukaryota; Viridiplantae; Streptophyta; Magnoliopsida; Brassicales; Brassicaceae.